Panicum hallii is the source of this 2107-nucleotide messenger RNA. Its product is annotated as ataxin-10. NCBI's taxonomy places the organism in Eukaryota, Viridiplantae, Streptophyta, Magnoliopsida, Poales, Poaceae. Bases 222 to 1733 code for a protein of 503 amino acids. The record is from RefSeq and is a predicted model, not a curated record. Gene Ontology annotation, cellular component: cytosol. The transcript has 3 exons.
GGGGCGGAUCCAAAGGAGGCUUAUCUUCCCUUUUUUCUUUCUCCUCCUUCAAUUUCUCUUCUUCUCCCUCCUCCUUUUCAACCAUAGCUGAAAAUUGUUAAGAAGAUUUAAGCGGGGCUCCACGAACCUCCAUGGAGGCAGGGCCGGUGGAUCCGCCGCUCCAUCCCCCACAGGCCACAGGCCAACACUAGCUACACCUGAUCGCAACGGUCGAUCGCUUGAUGCUUCAUCGAACGGCCAGACGAUGCCGCGGCGCGCCGUGUACGACGACGCGCAGGGCAAGACCGCAAGAGCAGCAGGGCCAGCAGCUUCUCUCCUCCCUUGAGAAGGAACAAUCGGGACACCCCAAAACCCCCGCCGCCACCAUGUCUUGCUCCGACGAGGAGACCCUCGCCGCCCUCAUAGAAAUUUCUAGAACCCCGGAGGGCCGAGAGGGCCUCUCCGACGUGCUCGCCGACACCCUCCUCCUCCUGCCCGCCUCCCCGGCCCGCCUCCUGCUCCUCCGCCUCCGCCUUCUACGCAACCUCCUCGCCGGCGACGAGUUCAACCAGCACGCCUUCAUCGAGCGCUCCGGCCCCUCCGUCGUAGCCGCCUCCGUGCUCUCCUUAUCCUCCCUCGCCCCCGACGUGGUGCGCGCCGCGCUCCAGGCGCUGGGCAACACCGCGCACGCCGGGGAGUUCCACCGCGACGCCGUCUGGGAGGCGCUCUUCCCCGAGGCGCUGCGGGUGUUCUCCGGGGUCAAGGACACAGGAGUCCUGGACCCCCUGUGCAUGGUGCUCGACACGUGCUGCGGCGGGGAAGGUGGUCGCCGGAGACUCAACGAGCUGUGCGACGAGGAGUUGGGGCUGCCAAUCCUUGUCCAAGUUGUCAAUACGGCCUCGCAAGUGGAGCACAAGGAAGAGUGGUUGGAGUGGCUACUGUUCAAAGUCUGUGUUGAGGAGCAGAAGUUUGAGAGCUUGUUUGAUGCCUUAUGCUCAACUAAUGAUGUUGACAGUGGCGAAUAUAAUGCUAAGCAUGCGUUUCUUUUGGGCACGCUAUCAAGGUGUUUGAACAACCAUCCCAAAGAAGUUACUGUCACAGACAGUUUUGCACAUCAUGUUUUCAAUGUACACAAGCAUGCUGCUGAAACCGUGAAUUUUACUCACCGAGGUACCUCUCCUCUUCCAACUGGGUGCCCUGCAAUCGAUAUCCUUGGAUACACGCUGCAGCUCCUGAGGGACAUGUGCGCUUGGGAAUUGCCCUCACCAGAGACUCAAGGUCCUGUUGACUCAUUGUUGCAGACUGGCCUUGUAAAGCAACUUCUGAAAUACCUAGGUGAGCUUGAGCCACCCAGUACAAUCAGAAAAUCAAUGUCAAAAGGACAAGGAGAUAACCAUCCAGCUCUUGAAAAUGCAAAGGUCUGCCCAUACAUUGGUUACAGGAGAGAUUUAGUUGCGUGCAUUGCCAAUUGCUUACAUGGAAGGAAGAAGGUGCAGGAUGAGAUUAGGAAACUAAGUGGGAUUUUGUUACUGCUGCAGCAGUGUGUCAUCGAUGAAGAUAACCCAUACUUGAGGGAGUGGGGUCUGCUAGCUGUUAAGAACUUGCUUGAAGGAAAUGAAGAAAAUCAGAAAGAAAUUUCUGAACUUGAGAUGCAAGAACCUGUUAUAACUCCAGAGAUUGCUAACAUAGGUCUCAAGGUGGAGAUAGACAAGGAAACACGGCGACUAAAACUGGUCAAUACUUCUGAUACUUAAUUUCUCACAGGUCAUGUUGCCAGGAGCAAAGUUAUGUUGAUACUGUGGCUAGGACUAGGAAUACAGGUGCUACCUUUUCGUUGAAAGAUCAGCAAUGUACUCCAAUGAUGAAGACUGAAGAGAUCUAUUGUAUACCAAUAUCUUGUAUAGAUGUUACUAUCUUUCCAUGGUGAUCAUGGUUGAGAAAACAGAAUUUUGCGACAAGAGUGAUAUGGAUUUCUAGAAAAGUAAUUCGUUGUAAGCAAAGCUGUGCUUUAAAAGUAUGUGGUUAGCGGUUUUAUUACUAUAAUCUGUAUGCAGCAAGCACUGCUAUGUGCUAAACAUGUGGUCCUUUGUGUGUGUGGGAAAUUUAGGUUUAUGCCAUUAAUUUCACA